This is a messenger RNA of Coffea arabica (coffee), 1296 nucleotides long. RefSeq names its product protein SLOW GREEN 1, chloroplastic-like. Gene Ontology annotation, molecular function: protein binding. NCBI's taxonomy places the organism in Eukaryota, Viridiplantae, Streptophyta, Magnoliopsida, Gentianales, Rubiaceae. The record is from RefSeq and is a predicted model, not a curated record.
CUCUGCAAAACCUCUAAAAUCUUUCCCCCAAAAACACAGAGAAAAAAACAACAAAAUUUUUCAUCAAUGGACUCAACUUUGGCCAUGGCAUCAUCACCAUCACCAUCUUCCCUCCUCCACAGUAAUCCAACCUCAAAGUUGUAUCGCCCCAUUUUCAAUUUCAAACAUCCUUCUUUUAGACCUCUGAACAGUAGAAACUUCACCAUUAUCAAAGCUUCUUCAGAUUGUAAUUCGAGUUCAAAUUCUAGUUCUAAUUCCUCCAAUCCAAAUCCUUUAAUUUCCAGUCUGAAAACGACCACUGCAGCCAUAGUUUUUGCCGCCGCAGUUUUUGGAAAGUUCCACCAGUUGCCGGCCGGGGCCGGGGCCGGGGCCUGCCCUCUAGCACCACCACCAACUCAAGCAAAUUCACCAUUGACCCCUAUUUUGGAAUCCGAUCCUCACAUUGUUGAGGUCUUCCGAAGCUCUCUCAUGCUGAUGCUCAACAACGGUGAGUAUGAGGAGGUGUUGAAGACGUUGAGGAAGUUAAGCUCAGCACAGCCGGAGAAUACAGAGUGGAAGUUUUUUAUGGCUAGGCUGUUGAAAAAAAUGGGGAAACCUCAAGAAUCAAGAGGUGUUUUUGAAGAGAUUUUAGCGAGAAACCCAUUGUCGUUUGAGGCAUUGUUUGAAAAUGCUUUGUUGAUGGACAGGUGUGGAGAAGGGGCCUCCGUUAUGAAUAGAUUAGAAAAGGCAUUGAAGAUAGCUGAGGAGAAGAAGAAGGUGAAGGAGGCUAGAGAUGUGAGGUUUAUAAUGGCACAAGUACAGUUCUUGCGGAAGAAUGUGGAGGAAGCAUUAAAGAGCUGCGAGGAACUUGAGAAGGAGGACCCUAAAGAUUUUAGGCCUUAUUUUUGUAGAGGGAUGAUUUAUAGGUUUUUUCUGCAUAAAAACAAAGAAGCUAGUGAACAAUUUGCCAAGUAUUGCAAGCUUUCACCUAAGAAAUUCGAGAUUGAAGGCUACUUGGGGUCUCCAUAUUGAAGGAUGAAGCUUUUUGGAACAGAUAAGGACGAGAAUUGAGUUUUUGGUUUCUGAUUCAGAGUUUUUAUAAUUUGGUUGCAUUUUCUGUUCUCUGCCAACUUGGAGGCCAGAAAGUGAUCAAUAGGGUAUGCCGGAGGUUUUUUUUUUAUUUGAAGAUGACGGUGAAAUGCAGCAAAUUUGGCUGCUUUACCGCAAGCUAGGGAUGCUUUUGAUGAGAUGAAUAAUGGAUACAUUCUUUGUAGUUUAAAUGAAAUUAGCAACAUAAGACUCAGUGCUUUACUUUGA